Messenger RNA from Chrysoperla carnea, 1005 nucleotides. It is a transcript of the gene RpL7A, whose product is annotated as 60S ribosomal protein L7a. The coding region runs from base 125 to 931 and encodes 268 amino acids. Lineage: Eukaryota; Metazoa; Arthropoda; Insecta; Neuroptera; Chrysopidae. The record is from RefSeq and is a predicted model, not a curated record. The transcript has 6 exons. Gene Ontology annotation, biological process: ribosome biogenesis. Gene Ontology annotation, cellular component: ribonucleoprotein complex.
AAGGAAACAGAUCUUUUUUAGUUCCUUUGACGUUAAACAACGGCGUGUGUUAAGUCUCUUAUUGAGGGAGACUAUUUUCAAUCCAAUUUGAGUUUUUACAUCAGGGUGUAUUAACUCGGUUAAAAUGGUUCAAAAGAAGCCCAAGAAGAAGGGAGGAAAAAAAGUAGCAGCUGCUCCCUUAGCUGUAAAAAAAGUAGAAGUUAAGAAAGUUGUAAAUCCAUUGUUUGAGAAACGACCAAGAAAUUUUGGAAUUGGUCAAGAUAUUCAACCUGUUAGAGAUUUAUCAAGAUUUGUAAGAUGGCCAAAAUACAUUCGUAUUCAAAGACAGAAAGCUGUUUUACAACGACGAUUGAAAGUUCCUCCACCAAUCAAUCAGUUCACCCAAACACUUGACAAACAAACAGCUGUGCAAUUAUUUAAAUUAUUGGAAAAAUAUCGUCCAGAAACUCCAUUACAAAAGAAAAACAGACUAAAGGCACGUGCUGAAGCAAAAGUUGCAAAGAAAGUUGAUACACCUACAAAACGACCAAACACAAUCAGAGCUGGUACCAACACAGUUACAAAACUUGUUGAACAGAAAAAAGCACAACUUGUAGUAAUUGCUCAUGAUGUUGAUCCACUUGAGCUUGUAUUAUUCUUACCUGCCCUUUGCCGUAAAAUGGGUGUUCCAUAUUGUAUUGUAAAAGGAAAAGCAAGAUUAGGUCUUUUAGUGAGACGCAAAACAUGCUCAUCUAUUGCUUUGACACAGGUUGAUUCUGGUGACCGAGCUAACUUCAACAAAAUAGUUGAAGCUAUUAAAACUAACUUUAAUGAUCGUGGUGAUGAAAUCCGUCGUCACUGGGGCGGUGGUUUGUUAGGUUCUAAAUCAGCUGCACGUAUUGCGAAAUUAGAGAAGGCAAAAGCUCGUGAACUUGCACAAAAGCAAGGUUAAAUUAAAUGUAUAAUAUAAUUAUAACCUGGUUGUUUUGUAUUGUCAGGAAAUAAAGAAAAACAAAAAAAAAUUUA